GAAACUACGGCUACUCUAAUAAUGCGGCAUCUUUCUUUUCGUAUCAUGUAUAUAUACCGACCGAGUUUUCAAAAAAGCAAUUACAAAUUCUCUGUUUCUAAAACACUGUUUCUGCUCUGUUUCUUCCCCUGCCAUAAACCCUCCAAUUCCAUCCUUCUGUUCAAUUUCUUUAAACCAAACACUUGUCUAGCAUUUUUUACCUCAAAAAAAAAAAAUUGCGGUUCUUGAUCAAAAGCUGUUAAGCAUCAACUUUGAUCAUCCCCAUCAUUGUGAAGCAGCGAGUUGGUGAUUAUCUCCUGUUCCUCUACCAAGUUUCGGUCCAUCAGAAACAUGAAUAUUUUACAGCAGAGUGAAUUCAAGGAGACAAACAAAAGAUGCGUGGAUUGCAGCACAACAAGAACACCUCUUUGGAGAGGUGGUCCAGCUGGUCCUAGGUCUCUUUGCAAUGCAUGCGGGAUCAGAUACAGAAAGAAAAACAGGGCUCUCCUUGGAUUGAACAGAGAGAGUAGAAGCGAAAAGAGUAAAAGGGGAAUUGAAGUGAGGCGAAGCGGCAUUAAGUUGAAGAGCUUUGGAAGAGAGGUGGGAAUGCAGCAUAUGGUGGGAAAUCGGGAAUUGAAGAGCAAACUGAGAGAGGAAGAAGAAGCUGCUUUUCUUUUGAUGGCUCUAUCUUGCGGCUAUGUCUAUGCUUAGUUAGGAACAGUGAAGCUCUGAAGAGAGUAUCAAAAUCAUAGUGUUGUAUUUUCUUUUCAAAAGAGAAAACAAGAAAACCCCAUUGUCACCGUCUCGUAGAUAUAAUCAAUAGCUUGUGAGAAAACAAGUUUUGUUCAGAUCAUAUUUGCUUUAUGUUGAAAUUAUUCAUAAUUCAUUCACAA
Messenger RNA from Gossypium arboreum, 872 nucleotides. Its product is annotated as GATA transcription factor 15-like. Lineage: Eukaryota; Viridiplantae; Streptophyta; Magnoliopsida; Malvales; Malvaceae. The transcript is spliced from 2 exons. Gene Ontology annotation, biological process: regulation of DNA-templated transcription. Bases 331 to 690 code for a protein of 119 amino acids. Gene Ontology annotation, molecular function: sequence-specific DNA binding; zinc ion binding. The record is from RefSeq and is a predicted model, not a curated record.